AUGUAAAACCCAAAGUAAUUCCCUUGCAAAAUAGGAGAUCAAAACUUUACAAUAGAAUUAUCUACAUCUUCUUUAGAUCUAAUUAAUUAGGAGUAAAGAAUAUCCUUUAAACUUUCACUAAAACUUAUUAUCACUUGGGCAUUUUAUGGAGAUAAAAUAAUCGGAUUUAAAGUUGAAAAUCUCGAGGUUGAAGGCACUACAGAAGAUAUGUCGAAGUUAAAAAUGUCUUUGGGUUGUCUUGCAACAUUUAAAGGAAUUUUAAAAUUUUAUACUUUUCAAUAAACUAUUUACCUAAACUAGAACAAUACCACCAAAGUAUUAUGCAAUUUGAAUUAGGUCUGUUAACUUAUAAGUAAUCGCAAUUUUAGACUCUAUGCUUGUAAGUGCUAUAAGAAAUGCAAUCGUUCAAUUGAGUCCAUUCAUGAAGAAAUAAAUUUAAUACUAAAGCUGUAAGGACAUAAGUUUAUUCCAAUGAUUUAUGAAGUGUACGAAUCAAAUUCCUGUGUAUAUUUGAUAAUGGAACAUUUGUAUAGGAAUUUUGACAAUGACUUUACUGAUGAAGAGAUUAAAAUCGUUGUAUAUGUAUAUUUCAUAAUUUACAAAAGAAUUUGCUGUUAUCAAUCAAAAGACUAGAAAAACUACUAAUAGCCCAUAAAAGUAUUUCAAGGUCUCACAUUAUGUUUGAUGAGGACAAUUAAUUAAAACUUAUUGGAUUUAGUAAUGCAGUUAUUCAAAAAACAACAAAUCAUGAAUUUGAGCUGGACAUUUUUAAAGUGGGUACUCUAAUGUAUAAAUUGUAUUUAUUAUUAUGUAAAAUUAGCUACAAAAGAAGUAUGUAAGGAGAUUAAGACUAAUUUCCUGAAAUUCCAGAUUUUGGAAGUGAUCUUAUGAAAAAUCUCCUUGAAAAUCAAUCUUACUAUAGAUUUAAUAUAGAUGCAGCUUUAUAACAUCGAUAUUUUAAUUCUUUAAGCGGAGAUGGUAUUCAUAAAGGUAUUUAUUGGAUAAUAUUAAGAAAUUUAUUAAAUGAAUCCCAAAUUUAAGGAUAAAAUCGAAGAAUCAUAGUCUUAUUAAACCAAAAUUUUCGAUAACACUCUAUUAUCUUUAACAAAAUAAUAAUAUUUUUAAGUAGAUAUGUCAACAGAACUCUAAAACUGA
Messenger RNA from Paramecium octaurelia, 1155 nucleotides. The record is from the annotation of a GenBank genome assembly. Lineage: Eukaryota; Ciliophora; Oligohymenophorea; Peniculida; Parameciidae.